ACAAAGAGAUCACCAAUGAACACCACAACACUCUGGAGAUCAUUGAUACGUCAAAAACCUCUUGGGUUAAGACACAUAAUAACAAGAAACCUUGCUCUGACAAGAAUUGUCUUGAACUCGGUUCCUCCAACUACCGCCACUGCCACCACCCCUGCCAAACCCUUGACUCAACUUGAAAUCGCAAGAUCAAAAUUCAAACCAGAAGAACUUGAAGCUGCAAGAUUAGCCAGAUUGGCAGGUUUAGGAUGGUUAUCUAAAUUACCCGAGAAAUGGAUCCCGUACUUUGAACUAAUGAGGUUGGAGAAACCAGUGGGUACCUGGCUAUUAUUAAUUCCAUCAAUGUGGGGGAUCACCAUGGCCUCCUACUCCAUUCACGCACCAUUAUCUACCACGCUCACCGCCAUUGGGUUAUUCUCUGUUGGUGCUGUGAUUAUGAGAGGAGCAGGAUGUACAAUUAACGAUAUCUGGGAUAGAAACCUAGAUAACCAAGUGGCUAGAACUAUGGAACGUCCAAUCACCAGUGGCCGAGUCUCGGUUCCUCAAGCAGUUGGGUGGAUGGGUGUACAAUGUUUUGCCGGGUUGGGUAUCCUAUUAAGUUUGCCUAGUCAAUGUUUUGCCUUGGGUGCUUUAGCAUUACCGUUCGUGGCAGCAUACCCAUUAUUCAAGAGAUUCACAUACUAUCCCCAGGCCAUGCUUUCGAUCUGUUAUAGUUGGGGUUGUCUCUUGGGUUUCCCAGCCGUGGGUGCUCCUCUUAACUUAUGGGUAGCUAUUCCUUUAUUUAUAUCCAAUUGGAUCUGGUGUUUGACUUAUGAUACCAUUUACGCUCAUCAAGACAAAAAGUUUGAUAUUCAUGCUGGUAUUAAAUCCACGGCCUUGGCUUGGGGCGACAAGUCCAAACCAAUCAUGAAGGGAUUAACUGUUGCCCAAGCUGGAUUCUACACUUUAGCCGGAGUCAUGAAUUCCAUGGGUCCAUGUUUCUACAUUGCUGGCGCUUAUGCUAUUGGUAGGUUAUACAACAGAAUCUCCAAGGUUGAUUUAGAUGACCAAAAAAGUUGUUGGAGCGCAUUCACCUCCAACAUUAAUACUGGGUUUAUUUUCUUGUUUGGUAUUGCUGCUGAUUACAUCUUGUUAUUGCUUGGCUUCUUGUAAAUAGAAUUAGAUCUAUAUCUAUACAGUAAGAAAAUCUUGAUAUAACUUUUUAAUACGUGAUGAUUCUGACUUGGUUACCACUUUACGAAUGUUAGUUUCACGGGAACUCAGUUUGAGAUCGACAAUGGCAUGUUCGAGGAACUUGAGAAGGUAUAUUAAAGGGAACGAAUUGGGGAUGAUCUCUAGUAAGUCAACAGGUGAUAUGUGACUUUUACUGUAGGUUUCCACGAAAUGCUCAAUUGCUGGCUCAACCUUUCUUUCUUCUUCAUAUAAUUUCAAAUAGAAUUUGAAUAUUCCAAGCAAAGAUUGUUGAACUUGUUGUUCCUCUAUCUUUUUUUGUUCUGGGGUAAACUUUGGAAAAUAGAAUGUUUGCUUGGGUAAUGCUAAUUGGUUUAUAAUAGCCACUGUUUCUGCAUUGCUGUAAUCAUGGAAUGCAAGUAACUUCUCAAUAUUUGGUUGAGCAAUGAACUGAUGAUAUUGAAAGAGCUUAUGGUCUGGCGUAGUAUAUACCUUGCCAUAUUUGUGGUAUUUUACCCAACAGAGUUCAAAUGAUUUCAAGUAUAAUACAAAUAAAGUUUCUGAGUCCUUGGAUUUCCCACUAAUACUAACAAAAUCCAACCAAGAUAUCUUGGGCCAUUUGUCUUUCUCUAGAGAAUUAAUUGCUUCAUACUCCCUCAAUAAAAGAUCAUAUGAUGCUUCUGCUUCUUCAGAACAUACAGUGGAGGAAAUCAUGGUGGUACUUAUUGUCUCUAGCAAUUCAUCAAAUAUUUCCUGAUUUUCUGUAUCUUCCAAGAAGGAAGAUUCCAAUAGUUCAAUCAGCAAUAUAGCAAAUCCCUUGGAUGAAUCUGAAAGUUCUUUGGUUACAGCUCUGUUUAUAUCAUUGUAGCGUUUUGCAGCUUUUGAUCUCAUAAAUUCAACACCUUUGUCCUUGUCUACUCUGAUCACUUCAAGAAGUAACUUUCCAUAAUCUUUAUCGGUGAGAGUAUUACUGCCAAGUAAUUUAAUUGCCGUGUGAAUGUGCUUGCGUGAUAGAUCUUCCGAUAGUAUGUUUGCAUAUAAGCUGGCUAUCUGCAAACGAUUAUCAUUAUCAUGUUCAAAUAAUGUCUCGUAUGCCUCUAGUAUUGCACCGCUCAAGGACUUAGU
Molecule: messenger RNA, 2292 nt
Organism: Spathaspora passalidarum NRRL Y-27907
Lineage: Eukaryota; Fungi; Ascomycota; Pichiomycetes; Serinales; Debaryomycetaceae
Product: 4-hydroxybenzoate octaprenyltransferase
Exons: 1
Coding region: 16-1149 (377 amino acids)
Biological process (GO): ubiquinone biosynthetic process
Cellular component (GO): mitochondrial inner membrane
Molecular function (GO): 4-hydroxybenzoate polyprenyltransferase activity
Source: RefSeq, a predicted model, not a curated record